Ceratitis capitata (Mediterranean fruit fly) is the source of this 2616-nucleotide messenger RNA. RefSeq lists its product as uncharacterized. NCBI's taxonomy places the organism in Eukaryota, Metazoa, Arthropoda, Insecta, Diptera, Tephritidae. The transcript is spliced from 3 exons. Bases 905 to 2368 code for a protein of 487 amino acids. The record is from RefSeq and is a predicted model, not a curated record.
AAUGCCGAAUAUUCCUUUUAGAUUUCAGGUUUUUACUUCAUGCCACCCACUCGACGGUAAUGAAGAGCAUACAGCAGAACAGAUCUCAUGAUGAGUGUGAUGAGUAAAGAAAAUUGUGCGAGCGUAAAUAUUUAAAUGGGGAUAUUCAACAAAAUAUUUGAGUGAGAAAAACCGGCCUAAAAAUCUGUGGGUAAUGAGAACAUUUUGUAACAAGAUUUGUAUGCGAUGCUACGUGUAGUAGCAUAAUUCGUGAGAAUGUCUGUAUGUAUGUAUGUACGCAUGUAGUUAGAUAUCUGUAUUUGUUAGUUUGACAUGUUGGUUGUUUUUUGCAUAUGGAAAAUUUGCAGGAAAAUCGCUUGUAUUAGCUGAAUUCGCCAGUGCUCAUGGCAGUGUGAUAUUCUCCGCAGUGCGCAGCUGUUCGGGUAUUUCGAUUUGAAAAAUUGCGGAAAUUCGAUUAGUGAAAAUUGGAGUGCGCGCUGUUGACGAUCACAAUCCUGAUGUGCAUAGCGUUGACAGAGUCAGCAUUAGGGCUGCUGUCACAUAAGGAAGACAUGUUGAAAAUAUGAAAUCUCAAAGGUUAACUGAGCGAGCCUAAAAUAAAUAGACAUAAACAUAAACAUAAAUAUAAAUAUAAAUAUAAAUAAUUAUUAAAUUAACACAACAGGUGUGUUGUUUAUGCGCUGAAUGCCAUAGACUGAAUCUGACUAAGCAAAUACUAAAUGAAUUUGUUGGGGACGCACAUACACUCGCGCAUAUAAGCACAAAACACAUAUACUGUUAUGUGCACACACCUGUCAGAAUAAAUACAUUUGAUGAGUAGAAUCAACGCACAGCUGAAAUUUGUUUAUUACCAUUGCCUCGCUUCCUCGCGAAUCACUCAUACGCCCCAACAUACCUCGUCACAAUGUCUGAAUUGUUUGUGGAUAUGCACCAGCGGCGUACUAGUGCACCGUGGACGCUAGCAGCAAAACAACAAAAUAAUAUACAAUCCUAUAAAAACAACAGUAGCAGCAAUUGUAACGGUAUAGAAAGCGCUCGUAUGCCAGAUACGCGUUGCUCAUCAGAAAAAUCAACAACGACUGCCAGUACAAUGACUAAAGAUGCUUACUCUGCUGCAGAUGUCGACGAUGAGCUUGCUAAUGUGCUGAGCUUGCAGCUGCGUAAACCGAAGAAUUGGCGCUGGGAGCUAAGCACUUCGCGCUCUUGCUCGAAUAUUGCACUGCCGCGCAUACUGCUGUACGAUCACAAGGGCACAUUGUUGCUGGAUGCAGACAAUCAGGUGGAACAAUGUUAUAGCCAGCCGAAGGCAGCAGCACGACAGCGCUCAACUGAAAAAGUGACUAAUUCAGAAAAGCAACGUACACAUAAGCCGCUAAACAAAGCUGUCACCUCUAACCUGACACAGUCGAUAAAACAAGCUUUGAAUCGACAAUUUAGUGGUUUACAAAUACAAGAGGCCACACCCUCGCCUGUGCCUUCAUGCAACCAUAGCACCGUACACACACCAUCCACAGAACAUACCUCCACGCUAUCCUCCGCCAUCGACUUCUACACCAAUGACUUGCCCGAUUGUCGAAUAGAGCGACGUGCCAAUUCCUUGAAGGGCGUACGUUUCAAAGUUCACGACGAUGUUUCGGUUGCCAAGGGUAUACCCAACUCUUUUAAUAUCAAUAGUUUGCCUACGCCACCAUCUACAACAACCAAUACGCCAAGUAAUUCCUCAUCAUCUGGGCCACGUGAGAAGCGUCGUUAUCGCCGUUCACAAAGUUCCGGUCGUUCGCCUGCAACCUCUGAAUCGAUACUAGAACGUUUUAGUUUCAAUAAGGGCCGCUUUUCGUCGCCUGAAUAUGCUGAGGAACAUGAAGUAUAUCAUGCACCACGUUAUUUUUUACGCACAUGCAGGGCCGGUACAUUGUUGUUGCAAGAAGAGAGCUUCAGCCGCUAUCGUCGCCGGCGGCGGGCGCGUAACUCAUCCACGGAGAAUAUAUUGAGCGGUGCAGGUAGCGGCUCAAAGAGCUCGUUGAAAAUGUCGGACAAUGGUGGUGGUGCUCAGCGUAAACUUAAUGCAAAAGCAACAGCGAAUGGUGUGUCGGAGGGGCAGUCGUUUGGCAGUGCGUCGAAUGAAAUACAAGUGGCACGUAGGAAAGUGAUACCAGUGCGUCGCUUCCGCAGUGAUGGCAAUGUCUUACUACACGAACAGCUAACGAGCUCGGACGAUCAUGAUGAAAGUCGGCACACAGCGAGAGAUACUGAGAGAGUGCAGCGGCCAAAACGCAAAUAUAGCGGUAAUAGAAAGCAGAGCAGAAGAGCGUUGAUUACCAUUGAUCCGGAAAAUGGAGUCCAACCUGCCGGUGAUACCUCGGAGUGAAGGUGAUGGCCGCUCUUAGCGCAAGGGCCGUUGAGUUCGUCUACCUCAAGAUUUUGUAUACAUAUAUAUGUAUAUACAUAAAUACUUAUAUUAGAAGUGAUGUUAUAAAAUUUUAUAUAAUUAUAAACAAGUAAGAUUUUAUGAGUUCAAGAAUUCAUUUAUUAUUGAUUUAAGUAAACGAAAAUAAAGAAUUGUUAUGUAAACACGAGUAAAUAUUCAGCUUUAAAUGUAAAUUGUGAUUGCUUUUA